Messenger RNA from Ostertagia ostertagi, 330 nucleotides. Lineage: Eukaryota; Metazoa; Nematoda; Chromadorea; Rhabditida; Trichostrongylidae. The record is from the annotation of a GenBank genome assembly.
AUGCCGGCGGUCUUUCGAGUACAUCGCUUUGGAGCUCCCACCGAAGUCGACGCCGACGAUAUUCUGGCUGACGUCGAGUGCGAGUACGUCGACGGGAACUGGGCGAUCCGAAACAAGCGGGGCGAGAUGCGCACCGUCGACCCGCUGGCAGUGCUGUUGGAUCGCGGCUGUCGUAGGUCGUUCUGGAUAAACUGCUUGCUGACGCUGUUGGGUUUCAUCCCGGGUGUGAUUCACGCCCUAGCGUUUCCUCGACUCGCUCUUGGCAUUCAACGGCACGUCCUUGAACCGACAAUGGGUGGUCAACGCGGCGACACAUGGCUCAGUCAUCCA